AUGACGGGAGGUAUCGUUUUUCUUGGCUGCUUGAACAACGAAACAAGGCCCAAUUUUGAAGAUCUUUGCCUCAAAUGCGCCGCAGUCGAGAUGGGUGCACACAAGAAGGAUCGAGUUAUUGAGAGUCUCCGCCAGGACCAUCGCUGGACUUUUGUCAAAGAGGUCAUGGAAGACUUUAGAGCCUUGAAUGGCCCGUUUCCUGUUCGCAUAUUGUUUGAACUCAAUCCAAGCAAUAUCGGCAGUCGACAAUUUGUUGUGAGAACGAAGCAGGAAUGUCUAUGUUCCGAGCAAGUGUCCCGCUUGGGUUGGGCUAGUGAACAGUUGGUUCCUGUUCAAAAGAACCACACCGAACUUACCAUGUAUCCUCAAAGAAGCGACGACGACGCCUAUUUUCAAUUGUUUAUGAAGACACUCUCCGAAAUGAUCGAGGAAGUUAUGCCUAAGUCCGCUCUGCUCUCUAAGGAGUUGAUUAAUAGCAAUCGCUCAAAAAGCGUACUCAGCCUAGACUUUUCCUCUGACGAUGAUGUCGUAUCCCUCUUGACGGCCCCCAGGCCAGACUUAAACGUGCCCAGCGGGGUGAAUAUUCCCUGUUUUGUCACCUGGCCAUACGACGAAAACCCGAAUUUCAUUGGAAGGGAAGAUGAAUUGGAACAGAUUCAUACGCGGCUCUGUCCAAUUGAUGACCAGGGCCCUCAACAAAGGGUAUUUGCACUGACUGGGCUGGGCGGCAUGGGAAAGACGCAAAUUUCGGUCAAAUAUGCAUUCAAAUACCGAAAAGUCUACCAAAUCGUGCUAUUGGCGCACGCAGACGGCCAAUCUAAACUUGCGGAGAGCUUCUCCCUAUUCGCUGAUAAACUUGGAUUAGAUGUACCCUGGCUGCUCAUUUUCGACAAUGCCGACACGGAUGACAAAAUCCAGCUUCUGGAUGAAUUUUGGCCCUGCACUUCACAGGGAUCCAUAUUGAUCACGAGCCGAGACCACACUCUAGUGAGAAGGUUCACGGGUAUGGAACUGGUCGAGAUGACCGAGCCCAACGCUGUGGAUUUGCUCCUUCGCCUCGUUCAGUUCGAUAAGGAUGUGCUCGAUGAUGCCGAUGCCGUCGAAGAAGAGAUUGCCGCCGAGAAGAUAGUGAAGCGGUUAGGAUUCCUACCCCUUGGAAUAAGUCAGGCUGCAACAUUGAUCAUCAAUGACUCGUGCUCUCUGGUGGCCUUUCUGGAGGACUACACACUGCGAGAGCUAGUUGAAGACUCUGGCGCUAUGCAAUUGGAGAGCCCCAGAAGCAGCUACAAGUACACUCUGAGGACAGUGUGGAACAUGAACUUCGAAAGUCUGACAAAGGAUGAGCAGAGUUUGAUGAAGCUCAUGUCAUUCCUGGACCCAGACCGGAUUCAGCUGCGGGUUUUCAAAGAAAGCCUCUUGAAGCUGCAAGCAUCCGACUUUGAUUUUAUCAGCUCACCACACAAGCUCAGCAAGUGCAGAGCUGGCCUCUUACGCAGCACACUUGUUUCUCAGAGCCGUAAUGGUCGAGAAUUACGAAUGCACCGACUGGUACAAGCAUAUUGUCAGCUGAGAAUGGACAUUGAAGAGUCCCGCAAGAACUUUCGGAGUGCCAUCAAUCUUAUCAAAGCUGUCUGGCCAGUGCCCGACAGGGAGAUGGUCCACAACCCUGCAUUUUGGGAGAGGCAACGUGAAUUACUGCCCCAUGUGCAAAAGCUAUGCGAGUUUUUCGUCAAGUCGUGCGAGAACGGCCAGCCACUGAUUCCACAUACAGAGGUCAACUGGGACUUCGCUUCCGUAUUAUAUGAAGCCGGGUGGUUUUGUUACGAAAGCGGGUUGCUGGAGUCGGUGUCAGAACUCCUCGUUCCUGCAAAAGAGUACUGCAUCAGACACCUUUCCAAAGGCGGAGGGUAUCGCAUUUUGGCCGACAUCUACGGUGGUCUGGGAUCUCUUGCAACGGAGUCGAAUCAGUUUCAGCGAGCAUAUGAUGACUUCAAUGAGGAAUGGAAGUGUUUGAAACUUGCUUUCGACGCUGCUGAAUUAACCCGGCCCAGCAUUUGGGAGGUUUUUGGCCUAGGCCGAGUAGGCAAUGGAUUGCAGGGUCUUCAUCGGUACACCGAAGCCGAGGAGUACUAUAGAAUGGCCUUAAAAGCAUGGGAAGGACUUCCUGGGGAUCGUAAGGUGUGGGUGAGCAACAUGUGUACAUGUUUGUGGUUGCAAGGCAAGCUGGACGAAGGGGAGACGACGAUAAAGGCAGUAAUCAAGGACGAAAAUGACGCCACCAACUUCCGUACCGGGUUGGCUAUGAAUUGCUUGGGCAAUAUACAGAUUUCCCAGGCCGAGCGCCUGAAGCAAGAGGGUAUGACUGAAGAAGGGGAGGCAAGGUUGGCCGAGGCGAUGGCGACACAUACAAAGGUUCUACGACUCUUCACAACUGCACUCGGGAAGAGGCACCACAAGACUGCCGAUGUCAUGUACAAGGUUGGCUGGCAUCUACAUCGACGACAAGAAUACCAAAAAGCUCUGGAUAUGCUCAACAAUGCUUUGGGAGUUUACGCGAGCCAACCUGAAAUCUUCAAGAAUGAAAUAGCCCGGACCAAGUACAAGCUGGGCUGCUUGCAGCAGGACAUGGGAGCACACAUCGAAGGGGGCGCACUUAUUAGAGAGGCAGAGCGUAUUCGGAAGGAGAUAGUUGCACCAGAAGACUGGGAGCCCGCCCAAGGAGAAAAAGCCUUCGAUGAUAUUGUUCAAUUCUGGACACGCUGA
Molecule: messenger RNA, 2763 nt
Organism: Clonostachys solani
Lineage: Eukaryota; Fungi; Ascomycota; Sordariomycetes; Hypocreales; Bionectriaceae
Source: the annotation of a GenBank genome assembly